This is a messenger RNA of Paraglomus occultum, 378 nucleotides long. The record is from the annotation of a GenBank genome assembly. Lineage: Eukaryota; Fungi; Glomeromycota; Glomeromycetes; Paraglomerales; Paraglomeraceae.
AUGCCACCAUUAAUACUCCGUGCUAUGACUUCAAGAGGUCUGAAAACGGUUGCUACUCAGGCGCCGUCUAGGUUCAAAGCCCGCAAGGCUGCCAUGACACUGGUGGGUGUUGCUGGAACGCUUGGGUUGAUUCGUGUCGCCGUGAAAAAUAAAGGAUGUGCUGGAUUAUCGUAUGACUUGGAAUUUACGAAAGAAAAAGGAAAAUUUGAUGAAGUCGUUACUCAGGAUGGAGUGACGCUUUUAAUCGAUUCCAAAUCUCUUUUCAAGAUGAUUGGGUCCGAGAUGGACUAUGUUGAAGACAAGCUAUCCUCUAAAUUUGUCUUUAACAACCCUAACGUUAAAGAAGCUUGCGGAUGCGGUGAAAGUUUUUCGAUAUAA